AUGUUUCUGUGCUUUCCAGAUAUGACGUUCCGUAGAGCUUGCCAGGUAUUCCAUUCAAAGGUUCGCAUUCAUCCAGACGACAACAUCAAUGUUUGAUAUCAAUAAAAACAUUCAUGUCUCUUAAUCUUUGACAUUAUUCCAAGCAUUCAAAAUCUCUUAAUCUCUAACACUACGAUAGUAUAGAUAUUCAAAGUCCCACAAUCUCCAACAUCAAUACAAAGAUCCAGAACACUUUCGAUACACAAUUACCAAUAUAACACAUUCAAGACACUCUCAAUAUCUGGCAUCAAUGUAAAUAUUCAGAGAAUCACAUUCCGCAAGUCACGAACCAACACUCUCAAUCUCUCAUAUAUUAUCAAACAAUCAAAAGUUCCAUGAGCACCAUCUCCUUUAUAUAAGAUAUUUACCUAGUUCAUCGGUAGUUUGUCGUCGGAAAGGAUCGUCAGGAAGGCUUAGGUGUCGCAAGGUUGGCACCAGUUGUAAUGGAAAGCAAUCUUAAUAUACAUGUUUCUAUCAUCCCCAAUCUUCAUUCGAACUUCAACCAGACCCCCCGAAAUGUAUACGAUCUGAGAUUAAACAGAGGCUCGCAGUCUCCCAAGCAUAGAAGGGAAUUCGUUGACGAAGGAUGCCCAUUUGUCACGUGAUAGUGAAACCCGGAAUUGCAUGUGGCUGCCUCCCUUCGUUCCUUCCCAAGAAAGACGAGAGAAGUGAAAAAGAAGCAAGGCGAUGCGAUACAUCAAGAAAAUCUUCAAGUUACAUAAUCAAGAUGGCCUACGAUGAAGCGUUAUUUGGCCAAUAAGUCAUAAUUUCAUCUUUUACUACCUACUUCCGCCUGUACUAUUUAUUGAUUUACUUGUGGCCAUUUCGUAAUGUAUCAAACUGAGAAAUUCACAUUCGAACCCUUUUUGUCCAUUUCCUACGAACCUUGUCUCUUGAUAUCUAUCAUCUCUCCUAAGGUGAUGUGAAUCGCACAUUCUUUGAGCAUUGGAACCAAGAUCUUAAAAUCACCAUGGAAGCACCGGGUUUGAAUCGUGAGCUCAGUGGUCAAGACCACCGUGAGAACAUUGAUCGAUCCCUAAUGGGAACUCAUGGAGGGAAUAGUCGUGACAUCAGUAACAACCUUGUCGCAUCGCUCAAGUAUGAGCAUGCACAGACUGGUCAAGAGUUCACAAUUCCAAUUCUUGCCAAAGGCUAUCUUCAUGUGGGAAGAGAAACGAAAUGUGAUUUUUCCAUUGAUAGUGUGAUUGUUUCCAAGCAACACUUUCGUAUCUACACUAUCAUAUAUGAUACGGAAAAGCUGGAUGAGUACCCACCUUCAAUCUAUUGCGAAGACCUUGAAUCCAGGAAUGGUACCUAUGUGAACAAUGUAUUGAUCGGUAUAGUCGGCAAUGAAAGAAUUGGACAUCUUCUUGUUGACGGUGAUUUGAUUGAGAUCCGACCCGAUUGGAAGUUUCGAUUUCACCAACCAAGAUCAAGAACAACAUCGCAUAUGCCUUUGCCUGAUACGGAAAUAAAGUAUUUCAAAGAUCGAUACACCAUUUCCAGCCAUGUUCUUGGCAGCGGUAUUGCUGGAGAGGUUUUUCUUGCCAACAAUGUUGGUAACUCGAAGCAGAUAGCAUGUAAAGUAAUCAAAAUAAGUCCCUCGAGACGUUUACACCCCAUCUCCCAUGGUUCUGCAGGAUUAAGUCAGCAAUAUGAUACCGAUUUGGCGAGUAAAUCAUACCUGCGAGAAGUUGACAUACUGUCUAAACUUAAUCAUCCAAAUAUUAUCCGCAUUGAGAGGGCCUUCCUUUCCAACGACAGGCUGUAUAUGUUUACAGAGCUUGCUGCGGCAGGAGACCUAUAUACAUACUUCGAUUCUUGUGACAACAGGCUUGAAGACGCCCAUGCUCGCCUCAUUACGCGACAGAUCGCUCUGGCUCUGGAAUAUCUUCACUCGAAAGGAAUUGCACAUAGAGAUGUUAAAAUGGAAAAUAUUCUCAUUACAAACACCGAUAUCGGCUCUCGAGUCAUUCUCACAGACUUCGGCCUUGCUAAUUAUACGGACAAAACAACUGGCAGACUCUUCUCUUCAGUAGGAACAGAGGGUUACGUUGCACCCGAAAUCGUUGGUUCUGAUAUAAGCCGUGGCUAUACGACAGCUGCAGACAUGUGGUCAUUUGGAAUAUUGACAUGGAGUUUGCUCACUGGUGAAAGUUCGAUUCCCCGAGGCCGAUUGUCCCAGCUGGAAGAAAUUCAAGCUGCCAAGAACUUUCUUUCGUCCGAUGAAAAAGAAGUAGCAAACAAGUGGUCUUAUCUUCAUCGGAGAGCUCGAUCAUUUCUGCGCGGCCUUUUGGCUAGUGACGCAGGUCAACGUAUGACUGCUGUUCAAGCAGUAAAUCAUCCAUGGUACAAGAAACCUCCCGUUUCCGACGCGAUAGAGCAGGCAUAUGAGCGAGUUACAAGGUUCUGGAAACCACGAGAUGACGAUGAUAUUCUUGAAUAUCUGCCUGGAUAUACCGUGCCUACAACAGAGGUUACAAGCUCAGGUCGUCGAAAGCGCUUGCCUGAUACUUCUUUGUCGCCCUACUUCAAUCUUGACCGUCAUCUACAAUCAAGAUCUCCACAUAUGGCCAAACGCAGACGUAUACUUGACGAUCUCAAAGAAACUGGAGGAACCUUCGUGGAUUCUGAGUCACAACAGAAUGAACCUAGAGAUAGUCCCAGGAGCAAGAAUCACCUUCAAGUGAAAUCGGUUACUGGGAUUGAUUUGUUCGGAAGCUCCUCAUUUUCAACGAACAGACAAACAGGAAAUAGUCACAGGCUCGAUUAUGAGACAUCAUCUUCUAAAGAUAAUCUGAAUAGAUUAAGAGCGGCCAAGAAAAUGAUGCAAGAUUCUCAAAGUCAUCUUGCAUCCUUUAACAAAGCUAGUGAUGCUCAUUCAAACGCCUCGGAUGAUGUAAGAUUCAGAAAAGAAACAAAUCCGGCCAAUCAAGAAAUCCAUGAUGCUGCCUCACAGCGUGUAUCAAAGUUUUGUUCCGCUAAGGCUUUCAAAGACGAGAUCAACAUUGUCAGAAAGGAGAGAUUUCUGGAAGCUUGAUGAUCGUUUGCUCUUGGGCGGAGGUUAGGUGCUUGGGGGAGUUCGGAGGCAUUCACCCUGAAUGCAUGACAGACGCAGCUCGGAACGGAAAGAAAGGAUUUGCUACUAUGAGCACUUCGCAUGCUUUUCUCUAAAAAUAAUACCGCGACCGUUAGCUAGAAUUUUUGCCCUUGAUUGAUUGAUGAACAGUGUAUACAUUGCUGUCGGCUUUGCGUUGACGUCAGGAUGAUCAAUGAGCGGGCACCAGCAUCUCUAAAUCGAGACACCAUAUUGCUAUUAUUCUUUCACCAAAUGUUUAAAAAUGAUGAUUCUACAACAAUUAUUUUACAAUAUCGUCGGCUUCGGCAAGUUUAGGCGAAUGCACAGUACCGACUGCCGAUCUACUGAUGAGGUUGACAAAUAAGUACCGAGAAACUAAGACGUCAUAGGUUGAAGUCAUGGAAACAGUACCUUGGUACGGUGGAAGGAACCUAAAUUAUUAAUAAUUAAGAGAGAAAAAUCUUUGGCUGC
Messenger RNA from Botrytis deweyae, 3589 nucleotides. RefSeq lists its product as uncharacterized. The coding region runs from base 1010 to 3079 and encodes 689 amino acids. NCBI's taxonomy places the organism in Eukaryota, Fungi, Ascomycota, Leotiomycetes, Helotiales, Sclerotiniaceae. Gene Ontology annotation, molecular function: protein binding; ATP binding; protein serine/threonine kinase activity. Gene Ontology annotation, biological process: meiotic recombination checkpoint signaling; protein phosphorylation. The transcript has 7 exons. The record is from RefSeq and is a predicted model, not a curated record. Gene Ontology annotation, cellular component: cytoplasm; nucleus.